GACCACUGGUAGCGGCAGCAGCUCGCGCCCGCGCCCUCCUCGUACCCGUGCGCCCCCGGAGACCGAUCCCGCCCCGCGGCCCAGGCCGGGCCUGGUGAGAGCCGCGGGGGGAGGGGCCGCGUCCGGCUCCGGAACCGGGAGAGGCGCCGAGGGGUGUGGGGUGAGGGCCGCCCGUGGGGUCCCGGCGAGUCUGCGAGCCGCUCUCGCCCGGGGCGCACAGGCUCGAGUCCUCGUUUCAGGGCCGGCCCCCGGCUGGGCGGAGCCGAGACCCGCUGGCGGGGCUCGCGGCGUCGGGGUCUGGGGUCCGGUCCUCGCGGGGCCAGAACCCAGCGGGUGCCGCUUCUCCACCCGAGGCUUCCACCUCCAACGAGCCAUGUUCCAGGCUGCAGGAGCCGCCCAGGCCACCCCCUCUCAUGACGCCAAAGGCGGCGGCAGCAGCACGGUGCAGCGCUCCAAGUCCUUCAGCCUGCGGGCCCAGGUGAAGGAGACCUGCGCCGCCUGCCAGAAGACCGUGUACCCCAUGGAGCGGCUGGUGGCCGACAAGCUCAUUUUCCACAACUCUUGCUUCUGCUGCAAGCACUGUCACACCAAGCUCAGCCUGGGCAGCUACGCCGCGCUGCACGGGGAGUUCUACUGCAAACCCCACUUCCAGCAGCUGUUUAAGAGCAAAGGCAACUACGACGAGGGGUUUGGCCGCAAGCAGCACAAGGAGCUCUGGGCCCACAAGGAGGUGGACCCCGGCACCAAGACGGCCUGAGGCCUCUGUAACCUUCCACCCCCUCUGCGGAAGGCCUGGAGCCGGCAGGGGGAAGGUGGGAAGGAGGUCGAGCUGGGCUUGCGUGGGGGCCAGGUGGGAAGGGGAUGAGGCUUGCUCAGGCGUAGGGGACCAGGGCAGGGCUCUGCUCCAGGACUCCUUCCUUCUUCCUUCUCCCGCAGCCGGUGAGGGUUUGGAAACCAGGAUUGGGGUCUGCCCACCACCCUGCUUCCUGCUUCGUUCAGCCUCCCUCCCCACCUCACCCCAGGACCCCCUGGGAGGCCCCCAAGCCCAGCUCCCCUAUCUAGGUGCCUUUUCUCCAGCAAGGAGUCAGCAUGCCCCCCUCAGGGUCCCAAGCUCCCUCACUGCCACCGGAGACUGUGUGGCCCCCACGUCUCCCCAUCUACCUCUACCCUUAACCUGUUUCUGAGCCACGGAGACAGGGAGGAAGGAGCGCGACAGUGCCACCUGUUGGGCAUCAUAAAUGCCCCUGCAGCCCAUGGGGGAGGAGAUGGGGAAGUGGAGCCACCCUGCCUCUGCAGGGCAAGGCAGGGCCUGCCCCAGUGGGGCUUGGGACCAUCUCGAACCACCAGCGUGGAGAAGCAGAAGCAAAAGCACUCGCCAGGCUGCAGCCUCAGGCACUGGCAGGGGCUGGUGCGGCCCCACUCCCCUCCCCCGCUCCCAUUUGUGCCCAUCCUGUUGUGACCAACCCCGUUUUAAACAUGUUUCAAUAGAUCCAGAUUCUCUAUUGUGUGGCCUGCUGGGGGAUCUGUCACAGGAAGGGUGCAGACUCACCAUGGGGCGGGCAUGGGGGGACAGGGCCAGCCCCGACUACCUCGGCCCUGAUGGGGGCAGGGAGCUAGAAGUGGGUGUCAGUUCCCUGACACACCAUUGAGAAAUGGGAGGGCUCCUCUUCACAGCGAGGGCUUCAUGCUGUCACACCCACAGUGGUUUUGGAACUGAAACUCCACCUCACCCCUCAGUUCUGGGUUGGUUCAGACCCACCAACUUACCAUAUGCACCCCAUUGUGAAGAGGCCUGAGAGCGGGAGGGCCAGGCUGCCAGUGGGUGAUGGCGCCUGUCCUCGCUGCACUUCAGUGCCUGGGGUGCAAGCUGCCGCGUUCCCUGGCUGGUUCCAGCUGUCUAGCUCCCUCCCUUCUUCCCAGCCCUUUGACCUGGAAGUAAGUUAGCGAAGAAUGGCGGUAACCAGCAGACCCAGCAAGUGCUGCCCAAGGUUUUAGUGACCCCUGGAUUGUCCCCCCUCAUCAUUACCCCUCGCUGCUGUCAUCAUCCCCUUGCCUUUUCAAGCUCUGCGGAGGUGCAGUCACAGCUACUGUCUCAGGAAAUCCAAAGAGAAACUACCUCUGCUUCUCUGAAAACCCAGGGACAAUGAGGGAUGAGUUCACAGCAGAGCAAACCAGGCAAGUUGGGAGGACCUGAGGGCGCCCCGGUGGGACACAGGCAGAAGUCUGGGUUGUCCUGCUCCAGAUUCAACUUCCUGAUGUCUCCAGACAUGGGAUCGAUGAGAACAGAGACUCCUGGAGGGUUUGCUGCCACCACACCAUACAACUGCCUGAGUUCCUAAGUGGCCUCCCCGUGGAACAGGGCAGGGAGCUGGGCCACAGGCUCCAGUGUCACAUAAGUCACUAUGCUGAGGCAGGCACUGCUCCUCGAGGGAGCAGAGCGAAUACUCAGCAGAGAUGGUGCCCCGGCCUGGAUCCUCCCAAGUGUGAAGUGAGCGCCUCAGAGCCUCUCAGGGCAGGCCAACUUCCUGCACCAGAGGUCUCAGAUGGCAAGGAUCAUCUUGGUUCGGUUAAGCAACAGUAGCAGAUGACCACAAGGGGGUACUGGAGAGGUGGCUCUUGGAGACACCUGACCCCUGCCCUGCAAAGAUGGGACUGAAGGAAGUCCUCUGGGCCAGGAAGACCCUACCAAAUAUCAUGAAAGCUCCGGGAACUCAGCCACUGGUGACGUUCAGGUUGUGAGGGCCAGCAGUGCCACCCUGGUAAAUCAGCCCUGUUGGGACCACCCCAGUGGAGCUCCUGGAGGGGCAACUGGAGGAAAGGGGCAGACACCUCUGGACUGACAAUGGUAUCAGCCAGAUCACCCCAGGACCCCUCUACUUGGAGUCAAGUUCUCUUCUGCUUGAAAGGCCCAGGCUCGUUGCCAGGCACCAUACCUGGCCCCUGCUAAGCAAAAACCUACCUCCACCCCCCACAACUGAAAGCACUGCCACAGGACCCCUCUGAUAUAAAUGAUCCCUUUUAUUGUAAGUAAUGCGCAACACUGGCCUGGCUUUGCACUGCAAGCCCUCGGUCAAGAUAUAGUCAAAUAACUAUGGCUGCAGGUUCCACAGUUCCACAAUAACCAUGGCUGCACGAUCCACAAUUCAGACACAGACAUAGAGCUGGGGUGGGUGGAAGGGGCAGGAGGGUGGCAGAGUGCGGACUGUCCCCAGCCCUGGCCUCUCCAUGCAGAGUUGGCCCAGGCAGACACACCCCAUGGAAUGAUGAGAAAGUGACGGCACGGCCCCUUCCCACAGCAAGCCUGGGGCUGCCAGGAACUGCCCUUCAGAACCUUUGGGCCCAGGUCACCCUGAAGCCCCACAACUUUUUAUCUGGAUUAGUUAUUAAAAAACAAUAAAUUAAGCAACAACUUGGUCCUGAG
Messenger RNA from Homo sapiens (human), 3421 nucleotides. It is a transcript of the gene LIMD2, whose product is annotated as LIM domain containing 2. The record is from RefSeq and is a predicted model, not a curated record. The transcript has 5 exons. Gene Ontology annotation, cellular component: nucleus; cytoplasm. The coding region runs from base 374 to 757 and encodes 127 amino acids. NCBI's taxonomy places the organism in Eukaryota, Metazoa, Chordata, Mammalia, Primates, Hominidae.